GUUUGAACUCUGGGCUUCAAGCUUGCUAGGCAGGCGCUCUACCACUUUAGCCACACUCCAUUCCAGUUUGGUUAUUCUAUUCUGGUUAUUUUGGAGAUGGGAAUCUCCAGAACUAUUUGCCUGGGCUUCCCUCGGACCAUGAUCCUCCUGACCUCAGCCUCCCACAUACCUAGGAUUAUAGGCAUGAGCCACAGGUGCCCUGCAAGCCUUGUUUUGAGAUAGAGUCUCCUUAUGUAGCCUGGACUGUUAAACUUGAGAUUCUUCUACCUCAGCUUCCCAAGUGCUGUGAUAGACAUCCUCCACCAUACCUGGUUGAGCUUGGUAUUUUAAAUAGCGAAAUAUUCAUUCUUUGUUAGACAUACAAUUAAAAUAUUUUCUGGGUUUCUUUUAUUUUGUUAAAUAACUGAUACUUUGAUAAAUUGUAAAUAUCUACAGAAAAGGGGACUUCGGUUCCUCUUCAGCAAACUUGUGCGUGUCCUCUGUAUAAGAUGUGAAUUGCGUUGGUAGCUUUUGAAUACAAAAAUCAAUGAGAUUUGGUUACUGCCUGGGAAGAGAGAGAGAGACAGAAAGAAAAGAGAAUAUGAAUUAAGCUUUGGUGACAGAAUAGCGAAAGGUUCUAGUAAGGGAAUGACUGGUUUAGUGGAACAGUUGAGAAUACUUCUGACUGAGGACCUGAGGAAUUGUUAAAGAACUGAAGAUAGACAUUAUAAUUCAGGUCGUCCAUUAGAAACAGGUGGAAACAAUUUGCAGCACCAUUAAAGAUGAGCUCAAAAAUGGGGCAGUGGGAGAAAGCAGUGUUCGAAGCUGUGAAUCUGGAAAGAAAAAGUUGUAUUAUAAUUUAUGGUUUGGAAAAUGUAGAGUAGCUGAGCAUGUGAGCACAUUGUUUAUUCUGUAUGUCUUGGUAUUUUCCUGAAAGCCCUCAUUCUGUUUAUUUGUAUAGGUAUCCUAACUGGAACACUGAUCACCUAGAACGCAUCUUGUGGCAUGGACUCUAAUCCUUAAGACAAAUACAGUCUUCGAAAAAUUUUUUUCUGAUUUGAUAAUUGUCUCUUGAAAAGAACAACUGCUGCAGUAAGAGCACCUAUCUAGCAAGUGUGAGGUAUUGAGUUCAAACCAACAACAAAAACCUGCCAUGUAGAGAUAGGACUGUGCAUUUUUGCCCAGGUUCACCUAGACCUCAGUCCUCAUGUUUCCUGCAGAGCUGGGAUGACAGUGUUAUAGUUUUGCUGCUGGACUCUUCCCUCCCUUCCCCCACCCCAUCAGGAUGAUAUGAGACUUGAAAGAAGACGAUGCAUACAGGAGGAGAGACUUCAGCAUGCAAACCAUCAUCUGUUCGGCUUGCACCGUCAUUUUCAUUCCAUGCUGCUGGCCUUCAGAUGGCUGGACAGAUGCCCCAUUCACAUCAGUACAGUGACCGUCGCCAGCCAAACAUAAGUGACCAACAGGUUUCUGCCUUAUCGUAUUCUGACCAGAUUCAGCAACCUCUAACCAACCAGAGGCGGAUGCCCCAAACCUUCCGUGAUCCAGCAACUGCUCCCCUGAGAAAACUUUCUGUUGAUUUGAUCAAAACAUAUAAGCAUAUUAAUGAGGUUUACUAUGCAAAAAAGAAGCGAAGACACCAACAAGGCCAGGGAGACGAUUCUAGUCAUAAGAAGGAGAGGAAGGUUUACAAUGAUGGUUAUGAUGAUGAUAACUAUGACUAUAUUGUAAAAAACGGAGAAAAGUGGAUGGAUCGUUACGAAAUUGACUCCUUGAUAGGCAAAGGUUCCUUUGGACAGGUUGUAAAGGCAUAUGAUCGGGUGGAGCAAGAAUGGGUUGCCAUUAAAAUAAUAAAGAACAAGAAAGCUUUUCUGAAUCAAGCCCAGAUAGAAGUGCGACUCCUUGAGCUCAUGAACAAACAUGACACUGAGAUGAAAUACUACAUAGUGCAUUUGAAACGCCACUUUAUGUUUCGAAACCAUCUCUGUUUAGUUUUUGAAAUGCUGUCCUACAACCUCUAUGACUUGUUGAGGAACACCAAUUUUCGAGGGGUCUCUUUGAACCUGACACGAAAGUUUGCACAGCAGAUGUGCACUGCACUGCUUUUCCUGGCAACCCCAGAGCUUAGCAUCAUUCACUGUGACCUAAAACCUGAGAACAUCCUGCUGUGCAACCCCAAACGCAGUGCAAUCAAGAUCGUUGACUUUGGCAGUUCUUGUCAGUUGGGGCAAAGGAUAUACCAGUAUAUUCAGAGUCGCUUUUACCGGUCUCCAGAGGUGCUACUGGGAAUGCCUUAUGACCUUGCUAUUGACAUGUGGUCCCUCGGGUGUAUUUUGGUUGAAAUGCAUACUGGAGAACCUCUGUUCAGUGGUGCCAAUGAGGUAGAUCAGAUGAAUAAAAUAGUAGAAGUCCUGGGUAUUCCACCUGCUCAUAUUCUUGACCAAGCACCAAAAGCAAGAAAGUUCUUUGAGAAGUUGCCAGAUGGCACUUGGAACUUAAAGAAGACCAAAGAUGGAAAACGGGAGUACAAACCACCAGGAACACGUAAACUUCAUAAUAUUCUUGGAGUAGAAACAGGAGGACCUGGUGGGCGACGUGCUGGGGAGUCGGGUCAUACGGUAGCUGACUACUUGAAGUUCAAAGACCUCAUUUUAAGGAUGCUUGAUUAUGACCCCAAAACUCGGAUUCAACCUUAUUAUGCUCUACAGCACAGUUUUUUCAAGAAAACAGCUGAUGAAGGUACAAAUACAAGUAACAGUGUGUCUACAAGUCCUGCAAUGGAGCAGUCCCAGUCUUCAGGCACCACCUCCAGUACAUCAUCAAGCUCAGGUGGAUCAUCUGGGACGAGCAACAGUGGGAGAGCCAGGUCGGAUCCAACGCACCAGCAUCGGCACAGCGGUGGGCACUUCACAGCUGCCGUCCAGGCCAUGGACUGUGAGACGCACAGUCCCCAGGUGCGUCAGCAGUUUCCAGCUCCUCUUGGCUGGUCAGGCACUGAAGCUCCUACACAAGUCACUGUUGAAACUCAUCCUGUUCAAGAAACAACCUUUCAUGUAGCCCCUCAGCAGAAUGCAUUGCAUCAUCACCAUGGAAACAGCUCCCAUCACCACCACCAUCACCACCACCACCACCACCACCAUGGACAGCAAGCCUUGGGUAACCGGACCAGGCCAAGGGUCUACAAUUCUCCAACAAAUAGCUCCUCUACCCAGGAUUCUAUGGAGGUUGGCCACAGUCACCACUCCAUGACAUCCCUGUCUUCCUCAACGACUUCUUCCUCGACAUCUUCCUCCUCUACUGGUAAUCAAGGCAAUCAGGCCUACCAGAACCGCCCAGUGGCUGCUAAUACCUUGGACUUUGGACAAAAUGGAGCUAUGGACGUUAAUUUGACCGUCUACUCCAAUCCCCGCCAAGAGACUGGCAUAGCUGGACAUCCAACGUACCAAUUUUCUGCUAAUACAGGUCCUGCACAUUACAUGACUGAGGGACAUCUGACGAUGAGGCAAGGGGCUGAUAGAGAAGAGUCCCCUAUGACAGGAGUUUGUGUGCAACAGAGUCCUGUAGCUAGCUCGUGACUACAUUGAAACUUGAGUUUGUUUCUUGUGUGUUUUUAUAGAAGUGGUGUUUUUUUCCAAAAACAAAGUGCAAAGCUGCUUGAAUCAGAAGGAGAUUAACACACUGAACCGCUACAAGAGGGCAAAGCUGACUUUUUUUUUUUUUUUAACUUGAAAAGAUUGCAAAGGGACAAUGAAGUUUUUAAGAGCCAUGUCCAAACCCAUCUUCAUGGAUAGCUCAGAGGUAUCCUCUUUUUGCCUCCCCCAUUUAACUUGCCACCUCUCAGUCAUAGUGGGGUUUUUUGUCUUUCUAUUCAGCAAAAGUUAAUGUUCAGAUGUUGGUCUUGGUCAUUUGCCAACUAAUUUUAACAUAAAAAGGCACUGCACAUAAUUUGCAUAAAGGGCCCCAUGAGGGUAUUUUGUUUUAUUUUUCUCCUUUUUGUUUUUUUCCUGUUUUGGUUUUGUUUUGGGUGGGUGGGGGGUGGGAAAUUUGGGUUUUUAAGUCCU
Molecule: messenger RNA, 4040 nt
Organism: Castor canadensis (American beaver)
Lineage: Eukaryota; Metazoa; Chordata; Mammalia; Rodentia; Castoridae
Source: RefSeq, a predicted model, not a curated record